This is a messenger RNA of Microthlaspi erraticum, 1212 nucleotides long. The record is from the annotation of a GenBank genome assembly. NCBI's taxonomy places the organism in Eukaryota, Viridiplantae, Streptophyta, Magnoliopsida, Brassicales, Brassicaceae.
AUGGCGGCAGCGAAAGGAGGCGAAUUUUGGAAAAGCGGAGGAGAUUUGGAUGAAGAGAAUCUAGUCUUCGAAACGACCAAAGGGAUCAAACCCAUCACGAGCUUCGAUGACAUGGGGAUGGAUGAUAAAGUUCUUCGCGGCGUCUACGACUACGGUUUCAAAAAACCAUCUGAGAUUCAGCAGAGAGCUGUGAUGCCGAUUCUCAACGGACGAGACGUUAUCGCUCAGGCUCAGUCCGGUACCGGUAAAACUUCCAUGAUUGCAAUCUCCGUCUGCCAAAUCGUCAACACUUCCUCCAGAAAGAUUCAAGUCUUGGUCUUGUCUCCAUCGAGAGAACUGGCUACACAAACAGAGAAGACGAUACAAGCCAUUGGAGUACACACCAACAUUCAGGCACAUGCUUGCAUCGGUGGUAAAAGCAUCGGAGAAGACAUCAAGAAGCUGGAGCGUGGCGUCCACGCUGUGUCCGGGACACCUGGUCGAGUCUACGAUAUGAUAAAGAGAGGAAGCUUACAAACCAAAGCUGUGAAACUUUUGAUUCUCGAUGAAUCAGAUGAAAUGCUUAGCAAAGGUUUGAAAGACCAGAUCUACGACGUUUACAGAUCUCUUCCACACGAUAUUCAGGUUUGCUUGAUUUCUGCUACACUUCCUCAAGAGAUUCUGGAGAUGACAAAGAAGUUUAUGACAGACCCUGUGAUGAUACUUGUAAAGCGUGACGAGUUGACUCUUGAAGGAAUUAAACAAUAUUAUGUUGAUGUUGGGGAAGAAGAGUGGAAGUUUGAUACACUUUGUGAUCUUUAUGGGAGGCUUAUUAUUAACCAAGCUAUUAUCUUCUGCAACACAAGACAAAAGGUGGAUUGGCUUACUGAGAAGAUGAAGAGUAGUAAUUUCAUAGUCUCGUCAAUGCAUGGAGACAAGCGUCAAAAGGAGAGAGACGAAAUCAUGAACCAGUUCCGGUCGUUUAAAACCCGUGUUUUAAUCGCCUCUGAUGUAUGGGCACGAGGCAUCGAUGUGCAAACCGUUUCUCAUGUGAUCAAUUAUGAUGUACCAACCAACCCGGAGCUCUACAUUCAUCGUAUUGGAAGAGCUGGUCGUUUUGGUCGUGAGGGUGUUGCGAUUAACUUUGUGAAAAGUUCUGACAUGAAGACUUUGAAAGACAUUGAGCGGUAUUACGGUACUCGAAUCCGUGAGAUGCCGGCUGAUCUUGCCUGA